AUGAACAGCAAAGGCCAAUAUCCAGCACAGUACCCUGUGCAGUCUCCUGGGAAUCCAGUACCUCAGACCUUGCAUCUUCCUCAGGCUCCACCCUACACUGAUGCUCCACCCACCUACUCAGAGCCUCCCCCUCCUGGAUGCCCACCCAAUGCUGCUCAGCUAGCAGCCAAGCAGGGAGCCAGCGUUCUCGUAACUCAGGGGAAGGGAAACUUCUUCAUGAGCGGCUCAGAGGGUGGCUACACCAUCUGGGGAGGAAGCGAGGCCACCUCGGUGCCGGGAAAGACUUAUGCACCUUCAGCACUCCUCACAACGUAA
Molecule: messenger RNA, 315 nt
Organism: Carlito syrichta (Philippine tarsier)
Lineage: Eukaryota; Metazoa; Chordata; Mammalia; Primates; Tarsiidae
Product: DAZ-associated protein 2-like
Source: RefSeq, a predicted model, not a curated record